Messenger RNA from Pisolithus orientalis, 600 nucleotides. RefSeq names its product G-protein gamma-like domain-containing protein. Gene Ontology annotation, cellular component: heterotrimeric G-protein complex. Gene Ontology annotation, biological process: G protein-coupled receptor signaling pathway. The record is from RefSeq and is a predicted model, not a curated record. The coding region runs from base 241 to 492 and encodes 83 amino acids. Lineage: Eukaryota; Fungi; Basidiomycota; Agaricomycetes; Boletales; Pisolithaceae. Gene Ontology annotation, molecular function: G-protein beta-subunit binding. The transcript is spliced from 3 exons.
GAAUGUUUAAGCAACUUGUUCUCAAGCCUCGUCUAAAUCGGCUUGGCCGCCUUCGACGUUUUUAUACACCCCAGUUCGUGAUCUCCACAUUCGAGCUUGCCAUCUCCAUCGUUGUGUUGUACAUAUCUCGUGCAUGGUGCGUCUAACCGUCGGUCCCGAAACGUCCAGUCUCACGCUCCUCUCCACCCAGCACUUCACCCCUUCAUCCUUCGUCCCUCAAGCUUCCAUCAUCGUUUCAUCAUGAGCUCCCGAGGAGGCAGACAGUCAAUGUCAGAGCUACGGUACCGUCGGUUACUGGAGCAUAAUCAACGUCUACGAGAGGACCUCGCAAGACCUAGGAUCCGUGUUAGCGAGGCGAGCGCUAGCUUGAUUCGAUACUGUAAAACUACCAAGGAUCCCCUUGUUCCUUCUGUGUGGGGGCCCGUGCAGAAGGCUGAGGAUCCAUACGCUCUACAGGGCUCCCGGGGUAUCAACUGUUGUAGCAUACAGUAAUUUCCCAGCAUCUUCACUCAGACCCUCUGCAGCACCAUCCCUUCGCUACUUAUUACCCCCCACGUCACCCUGUAAUAUGAUCCUCAGAGGUACCUUUCUCAGAUUUUC